Messenger RNA from Dovyalis caffra, 864 nucleotides. NCBI's taxonomy places the organism in Eukaryota, Viridiplantae, Streptophyta, Magnoliopsida, Malpighiales, Salicaceae. The record is from the annotation of a GenBank genome assembly.
AUGAUACUUUCUGUUUUGUCGAGCCCUGCUUUGGUCUCUGGUUUGAUGGUUGCACGUGCUAAGAAUCCGGAGGACUAUAAUGAGGAGGACGACAGACCCACUCACGAUCUACUAAAAGGAGAGUCGCCCCGGUCUAAUGACAUCCAGAAGGUACGAAAGCACUUCUCUGAGAUUGAGACUGAUGAAGGCAAAGAAAAAGAAGAUAAAGACUUUUUAGGCCCGGCCCUAGAGCUAGAUCAUAGAGGGCAACGAGUGGAAGUUACUGCAUUCCUAAGGGUUUCAAUGAUUGGAGAAAAAGGUAAGACUCCCCAGGAGAAAUGGGAGUUUGCUGGGGUUUCACUUGCUGUCUGGGCCGGGUUUUCUUCUCUUCGUUUAUCCCACGCGGGAAAUAAGGUACCGUCCUCAUUUCCAGUAAAGGUGGGUCUUACCUUGAAAGAACUGAAUAUGGUCGACGCGGAUGAAGGCAUAUUACCGCAGGGGGAAAGUUCUCCUAAUCCCUCUAUCACCUGGAUCGUGUGUGAGAUGCAAGAGCUUACUUUGAUAAAAAGAGAAUCCCGCCGAAUGGCUUCAACUCGCCUAGGAUCCCGCCAUUCCUACCUAUCUAUCAUUACUCAUUCUUUUGAUAUCUCGGUUAAGCACACUAAGAACGUAGUAGUAACGACUCCGCGGGCGUCGAAAGAGCAGCUGCCCCCGCACAAUUAUUCAUCGGCCAGUGGAGCGAGAUGUCGUGAGAUCCUCUCCUUCCUUCGCUUUCUAGCAAAGCAGGGAGGCGGAGGGGCUGGUCUCAUUCCUCGCUAUUCGGGCGAGAACCCGAUUCCCCAUGGAGACUCGGGUUCUCCCGAGGUAAUCGCUCAUCGCUCGUAG